UAAAACAAUAAAAAAUAUGUUCAAUUUAAUGAAUGCGCGAAAUAUGUUCUCAAAUAAAAAUAUUGAAAAUUCUCCUAGUAAAUCACCUUACAUAAAAAAGGUACACAAUAGUGUCUUAGAAUUUGUUGGACAUGGACCAAUCAUAAAACUAAACUAUAUUCCAAGAGAUCAUGGACUUUUUUGCGAGAUAUACGCAAAGUGUGAAUUUAUGAACCCAGCUGGAUCCAUUAAAGAUCGUAUAGCUCUUGCGAUGGUUCAAGAUGCAGAAAAAGGGGGCCAUAUAACUGAAAACACACAUUUUGUGGAAGCCACCUCCGGCAAUACUGGCAUUGGAAUAGCCUUUAACGCUGCCCUUUUAAAUAAGAAAUGUACUAUAGUUAUGGGUGAAAAAAAUUCUUCUGAAAAAGUCAACACCAUGAUGGUAUUAGGAGCAGACGUAAUACAAACCAACAAAUCCUCCACAGAAAUAGCUCGAAAAAUAAAGGAUGCUAAUCCAGAAUCCGUUGUGAUGUUGGACCAAUUUGAAAACCAUGUUAAUCCACGAAUUCACUACGAUAGUACGGGCACGGACAUUUUGGAUGCAUUAGGAGACGUAGAUAUUAUUGUUUCUGGCGCUGGCACUGGCGGCACUAUUACAGGUGUUGGAUACAGGAUUAAAGAGAGUAAUCCUGAUUGCAAGAUCAUCGCCGCCGAACCGGAGGGAUCAACUAUGUUUAACGAACAUGGAAAAAAACACCCGUUUUUGGUUGAAGGCAUGGGAGGUUCUACUGUUCCGAUAGUAUUGGAUAAAUCUAUUGUAGACGACUACGAAGUUAUAAGUGACGAAGAGUCAUUUCUCAUGGCAAGAGAACUUAUAAAGAAGGAAGGUAUAUUAUGCGGAGGCAGCAGUGGGACGGCCAUGGCUGCAGCCAUUAAAGUUGCUCGUAAAAGAAAAUUAGGCGCUGGGCAACGCAUUGUCGUGAUACUUCCAGACGGUAUUCGCAAUUACAUGACCAAGUUCGUGUCCGACCAGUGGAUGGAAGCACAUCUAUUCAUGAAUCCUCCCGAACAUACAAUGAGGUGGUGGAACCACCCCGUGACAAACUUAACUAUUUCCCUAAAAUAUCCAAUCGUGAACAACAAACGGACUUGCUCUGAAGCACUCAAGGAGAUGAUGAAUCAAAAUAUAGCCAUUGUAGUUGAUGAAAAAGGGUGGUUUCUCGGUGCAAUCUCCAAAGACAGUCUGCGACAUAGUGCAACUAACCCUAUAAAAUUACCCAAUCAAAACUCAGAUGAUAUCAAUUUUGAUGAUCCUGUCACUGACCAUUUAGUUAAAGAUUGUUACACUUUAGCUAAGAACGGAAAAAAGGGCAUGCCUUCCAUAGGCUUGUUAUCGCGCAUGCUAGACAUCACGACAUUUGUUAUCAUUGGAAUCAAUAUCCGCGAAACUGACAACGAACACUUUUUACCAGAAAGUGUUGUUACCGCCGAGAACGUCCUCGACUAUAUUUUUUCUCACCAAAGUAUUAAAGUUCGAGAGGAAUCAGGAACUAUGGAGAAUGGUGCAACGAACGGCAACUCUUCGGAGUUCUUUAACCUCAAGGAAAUGCCGCAUAUAAUUAGAGCUUUGGAUAGGAACCAAAAAGUUCACGAAAACAUUUUAAGUGUUAUAGGAAACACUCCAUUGGUUAAACUAACGAAAAUACCUAAGGCAGAGGGCAUACAAUGCGAAAUGUACGCCAAAUGUGAAUUCGUGAACCCUGGUGGUUCAGUUAAGGACCGCAUCGCAUACAGAAUGGUCCUGGAAGCUGAACGGCGAGGAGUUCUGAUUCCCGGGAAAUCUGUCAUUGUUGAACCAACUUCCGGUAAUACUGGAAUUGGUUUGGCUUUGGCGUCAGCUGUUAGAGGAUAUAGAUGUAUAAUUGUUCUACCCGAGAAGAUGUCAGAUGAGAAGGUGAACACCCUCCUAGCUUUGGGCGCAGAGAUUAUCAGAACCCCAACAGAGGCCGCGUCGGAUUCCCCGGAGGGUAACAUCAUGGUAGCACAAAGACUUUCAAAAGAAAUUCCUAACGCAGUAUUGCUGGAUCAGUAUAACAAUGUAUGCAACCCACUUGCACACUACGACGGGACUGCCGAAGAGAUACUCUGGUCACUUGACGACGACGUUGACAUGGUUGUAAUAGGCGCAGGAACUUGUGGAACUAUCUCUGGGAUUGCCCAUAAAAUAAAGGAACGAUGCCCUAAAUGUAUUGUUGUGGGCGUAGAUCCUCAUGGUUCUAUCCUAGCACAACCUGAAGACCUUAAUGCGUCUGAUGUUCAGAUGUACGAGGUGGAAGGCAUAGGCUAUGAUUUUUUGCCGCGUACGCUUGACAGGAAAGUAAUAGACACCUGGAUCAAGACAGACGACUGCGGCGCGCUUCAGAUGUCGAGAAGAUUGAUCAAGGAGGAGGGAUUUCUAUGUGGUGGGAGCAGCGGAGCUGCAAUGUGGGCAGCCACAAAAGCUGCCAAGCAACUUAAAGCGGGACAGAAGUGUGUAGUUCUACUGCCUGACAACAUCCGUAACUACAUGACCAAGUUCAUUUCUGACCAAUGGUUGGAAGCAAGGAGCUUCAAACCUAUCCCUAAAAACAACGAAUUGUGGUGGUGGAACAUACCUCUUUUGGAAAACAUCGUACCGAAAACAGCCAGCCUCACAAUAAAUAGUUCAGUCUCUGAUGCGAUUGCAGCGCUACGGAAUAGUGGAUCAUCAGUCGUUACAGUAUUAGACAACAAAGGAUGCUUAACUGGAGUAUUUACGGCAGACAACACAAGAAAAAGGCUCGCAAACAUACCGGGAUCAAGUGCAGAAGAUCUGGAGAAGUUUGUAGUGAAGAAGAUUUAUAAGGUUGAUCUUGCAAACAACCCUACACUUGGCGCUGUGUCCCGGAUCCUUGAUAUUGCACCUUACGUCAUUGUUGUUAAUACAGAAUCAUCGCAGAGUAUUCCAAAAAUUAUUGGCGCAUUCACAUCAGACGAUUUACUACUGUUUGUCAGCAGCAAUCAACCAACUUUGUCGACUAAUGAUUCUUUGAGCAGCAAAAUUCAAAAUGGUAAUGUGGCUUAUCCUGGUCAGAAAAGUUCUAAGGCCUCGUCAGAUCCUGUUCAACCUGUACAAGCAAAUUCUGGCAUUACAGUUUAAAUUGUUAAUAGUUAAUAGUUAGUUAAGCCCAAUAGUUAAUAGUUAGUUCUGCCAACCAUGUUAUAUAAGACUAUAGAUUGCAUAAAACAAUUAACCUAGGUACUUAAAGUAAUUGCACAUGCGAAACAAAAUGAAAUGUCAAUAAAAUUUUGAAAUUGUGGAUGGAUGUAGUGUGAGCAAUUUCCUACUAACUGCAUGAAGAAUUCUAAAUUGUCUAUAGUAAUUAUUGUAUUAUACUUAUUUGGAUAUCCCAAGUGGGUGAUCCACCAAUACACUCCAUUCUCAAGAUUUCCUAUUAAUUUCUUCUAAAAAUGGAAUAUUUUACAAAGAGAAAUAUAUGCUACUACAGACAUGAACUUGGCCUUUGUGUGAAAGCUCAAAUGAAGAGUGGCAAAGUGAGAUGAUGUAUGCCCAUUAUAAAAUACCAAUUGGUUUAACUGUAGAACCAUAGUAAUAUGGUUAAAUAUUAAAAGUAAGGUAGACAUCUACCUAUGAAAUAUUAAAUACCCAUUAUUUAGGUAUUUGAAUUAUGAAGUUUUAGGACUUGAAAAGAUUUUGUAUUGACAGUAGGUAUCACAUUAUAAUUAUGCUGACAUGAAUGCUGUGAAUUUUACAAUUACAUGCAACGAAACAAGAGCAUCUUUCCUAUUUUCUUAAAUAUACUUUAUUUAUACUAUAUGUUUACAUUGUCUCAGCUUUAUGUUGUGAAGAAUAACUAUUAGAGCUCUAUUUACAUGACACUGGCAAUAGACGGGCGAUGUAUGUAAGAUCCUAAGGAAAUUGACCUUUUAUUAACACCCAUUCUAUUACGACUCCGAAUAAAUAAUUAAUAACGUAAAUGGCAGCCUUCUCCCCAGUAUUAAUCCAAAAUAGGCAGAAUGUUUAAAUUUAUUUAACCGAAAUAUAUAUAAAUGUAUGCUUUGUAUAAUCUGUAUUGCUACACACCUAAAGUUCUGGAAAAUAAAAGAAUAACGAAAAACGAAAGAAUUCUUUUAGUCUCAAUUAGGGGAUUUAAAAGUAGUCCUCCAAACCAUAAAAACUGUACACACUAUUUAUAAUCUUGUAUCAAUUUUUAUACAAUUAUGUAAAUGAGACGUUUUGAAGUAGAAAACACUUUGAUAAUUACUUGUCUCAAAUAUUAAAUGUAUGAAAUAAUAAUAAAAUAGUUAAUAAACUA
Pararge aegeria (speckled wood butterfly) is the source of this 4334-nucleotide messenger RNA. RefSeq lists its product as uncharacterized. Lineage: Eukaryota; Metazoa; Arthropoda; Insecta; Lepidoptera; Nymphalidae. Gene Ontology annotation, molecular function: cystathionine beta-synthase activity; cysteine synthase activity. The record is from RefSeq and is a predicted model, not a curated record. Bases 17 to 3157 code for a protein of 1046 amino acids. The transcript is spliced from 20 exons. Gene Ontology annotation, cellular component: cytoplasm.